Drosophila arizonae is the source of this 2478-nucleotide messenger RNA. RefSeq lists its product as uncharacterized. The record is from RefSeq and is a predicted model, not a curated record. Lineage: Eukaryota; Metazoa; Arthropoda; Insecta; Diptera; Drosophilidae.
AGCGAGAAAGAAAGAGCGAGCGCUCGCCGUUUGCGGGUUAAAGAGCGCAGAAACUUUCAGCAGUGCGAACGUGCAGUAACGGGUCUGCAGCUUUUAUUUAUAACAAAACGAAAAAAAGAAACAAAUAAAUUGCUAUUCUCUUUAUUAAUUUUAUUCUUUUGCACAUUGAACGCACUCUAAGCUCAUUCAUAACGACCGCGCAGUCAAACCGUUACAAGCACACCUAACCUCAAAAAUUGUCAUUAAAAAUUCAAGAGCAACAUUUUUCAGCAACAAAAAGGUGCCGAGAAAUAAUGAAUGUCGUCUGAUUAUCCAUCAAUUCGAGAUUGCAUUCACUCACGUUCCGCUUGAUGACAUCCAGGCAAUUUCUAAUCUUCAUUUUAUUGCUAAUACCAUGGCCACCAUCCAACGUUAUCAAGAUACUCUGCUCGCGAGAUAACAGCCGCCUGGUGCGCAAGAUAGUGCGCUCCAAGUGGACGCCCAUUUUGGACAAGCAUCAGGUGAAACUGCCCUUGGAGUGUCCGCUGCAUCCGCUGAGAGAUGUGUUUGCGCCACGCCAGGAGGAAAAGCAACGGGAUCGGCCCACGCAGUGGACCUGCCGGCGUUGCGGCAAGAGUUUCUACCAGGAGAAGUAUCUUGACUUGCACUUCGAUACCCGGCACAAGCACAUCAUCAAUGAGGCAGAGGACUCCGUUUGCUUGGCCGACUUUUGCGAUAUAAUGCGUUGUGAGGUAUUCCAAACGGAGGACGCUUCUAGCCUUAAGUUUGGGGAUCAGCACAUCGUUACCGAUAUCGAAGUUUGGGGCGACUCUCUGGGUCAAAACUCCGCCCUGGCCAAAGCGAAUGCCGCGUACUUGAGCUUAAUACCAAGAACUUCCACAUUGAGUGCCACUCGUGCAGCCAAAGUACAAAAUCGUCAAUUACUCCAAGAGAAGCCAAGUCCCACGAAGAAACAGUCCCCGGCCGAUGCCACCAAUGCCGGCGAUGGCUCAGUGGCCAAGCCCAUGUCGGCCGGCGAGAAGCUGCUGAUGAAGCUGAAGGAGCUCAGUCAGACACAUCUGAAACGCACCGAAACUGAGGCAUCGACCUCAGCUGAGUCCAAGCAAAACGAAACGGACGAGGCUGAGCACAGCGGCGAUGCGGAGGGCAGCGGCCAGCCAGAUCCCAGCACAACAGUGGACGGGGCUAACGGACAGGCCAAGGUGCGGGCCAAUUGCAAACCUGAGGAGCUAAGCAAGCUGAAGGCACGCUGCGAGCUGCUGUUACGCAGCUGUAUUGGCGGCCUGCUGCUGGCCAUGUCCGAUCAGGCGUUCAAGGAGAUGGAGGAGGAGAUGAACAAGGCGGUCUGCUGGUACCUCACCUGUGAUCGGUACUGGGAGGAUGGCCCACUGGAACCACGUGCCUUUCCCUGGGGUCUCAUUGUCAUACUGAUAUUCGUGCUGUCGACGGGCAUCUGUUUCUGCUACUACAUCAUUUGGAUACUGUUUGACUCCGAAGAAACGACAAUCAAUGCCAACCAUUAUGCAGGCGUCGGAGCCGGCGGCAGCAUCUACAUGCCGGCGCCGCACCACUACCAUCACGAUUAUGCCACACAGCAGGAACUGCAGCUGGACGCAGGCGGGAUACCUGGUCGGACUGCCGAUCCCUAUCAACAGCAUCAACAGCAACAACAUCAUCAGCAGCAGCAGCAACAGCAGCAACAACAGUUAUACUACCAGCAACAGCAGCAGCAACAGCAACUGCAACAACAGCAGCAGGCUCGCGAUUUGUAUCCCGAACAGGUUCAAUACCAUCGACACAGUCCGCGUCACUACAUCGCCGAUCAGCGUCCAGCGGCGCCGGCGGUGGGUCAGGGUACGCCCACCAGUUCGUCGGCCGGCGGCCGGCAAGUGGUGGGGUCCUCGUCCAACGCCAAUACGCCGCUGCAUCGGCACUCGACGAGCCUGGCCUACCCACAGGACAUUUUAGACCGACGCGACUAUACAAGUAACUCCGGCCGGCCAAUCGCCACGAGUGUGGUAAGCAAUAUGAGCGGCGCUGGCCCUGGUGGUGCGGCCGGUGCUGGCAUCGGUGGUGGUGUUCACUACAACACACAUCCGCGGCCACUGGACACGCGGCAUCGUCAUGUUGGCGCCUCGCAGCAAUCGCUACGCGCCUCCUCCUCCACGCACGAGAUCGUGCAGAGCGAGGUGGGUGGACAGAAUGAGCACUACAUAUAUGUUACGUAUCCGCCGGAUCUGAAGAAGCGCUACUUCGACAAGUACGAGUAGGACCAAAGAGAGCGAGAGAGAGCGAGAGAGAGAGAGAGUGCGGAAAUGCGCAAACGAGACGCAUGCAAAUACUAAACGAGUCCUUGGUGCGAAGGACAAUGAAGCAACCUAAACCCCGUUGGUUUUUUACUUUAGCCUGCAAAUUCUAGAUUUGUGAACUGUGCUGUAUUUUUGAAUUCUACAAACAAAAACAAACGAAUAAAAUCGC